Patella vulgata (common limpet) is the source of this 4099-nucleotide messenger RNA. RefSeq names its product monoacylglycerol lipase ABHD6. The coding region runs from base 134 to 1135 and encodes 333 amino acids. The record is from RefSeq and is a predicted model, not a curated record. The transcript is spliced from 9 exons. Lineage: Eukaryota; Metazoa; Mollusca; Gastropoda; Patellidae.
UAUAAAUAUAUGUCUGGAUAGUCAAAGCAACUGACCCGUUACAAACAACGCCGUCUAUUGGUAAAUUUUCAUGCGAGCCAGGGUUAUCAAACGUGGUAUGUUUAUUUGAAAGGUACAAAGUUCAUAUAUCAAGAUGGUGACGGAUGACGUUCUGAAUGUUAUUUCCCUAGCUGUAUUAACUUCUAUAACUAUUGGUAUGCUUGGUAUCUAUUUCUUCUGUCCAAGGUUUAUUAUUGAAACCUGGAUGAAAUUUUUUGUUUGGUGGAGUGGUAUGAGUAGAAAGUUUGCCCAUAUUGAUGGUAUUACAUUAUGUUAUGGUGAAAAGGGCAGACAAUGUGACAGUAAACCAACUAUUAUCUUUCUACAUGGGUUUUCAGCUGAUCAUUAUAUGUGGGCACCUAUUGCAUUGAGGAUGCCUGCUUCAUAUCAUAUGAUAGCAUUAGAUCAGCCAGGACAUGGUGGCAGUGAUGAUCCACUUGAAUCAGAAGCUAUUGGUUACCAUAGUCAAGUUAAAAAACUUUACCAAUUUUUACAGCAUAAAAAUCUUGAUAUAAAGAACAAACUUCAUAUUGUUGGUUUAUCUAUGGGAGGAACUAUAGGAGGAUUAUUUGCAGCAGAAUAUCCACAUUUAGUACAUAAAUUAACUAUAUGUUGUCCUUCCAUGCAGACACCAUCUGCUAGUCAAUUUGCUGAAAAUUUACGACUUGCUGUUGAUGAAAAAGGACCAGAUGUUGGAAUACUAGAGUGUGGACUACUACCUCAAAAUCCUUCAGAACUACAAAACAUGCUUAAACUUAGUCAUUAUUAUUAUACAAGUCUACCUCAACAGAUUUUACAAGGAGCUGCAGAUAUGCGGAAGCAGAGAAAUGUAUUUUUUCUGAAAUUAUUUCGUAAAAUAGCUGAAACUCCAUCUACAUUAGUAGAUAAUAUACAUCGUAUCGAUACACCAGUACAACUUAUUUGGGGUAGAGAAGACAGUAUUAUUGAUAUAUCAGGAUUAGAUGUAUUAAAAGACAAACUAGUCAAUUGUAAGAGUGUAGAUGUUAUACCAUGUUGUGGACAUGCCAUUCCUUUAGAUCAACCCAAAAUAUUUACAGAACUUAUAUUAGGAUUUCACAAGUUUCACUUAGAUUGAAGUAUCCUGGAUUUGUGGUUAAGAGUUUUUGUAUCACAUAUUUAAAAAUGAUUAAUUUCAUUGUUAUAUAAUGUAGUAGUGGGUUUUAUGCAAGCAGCAGUAAAUUAAAAGUCAUUUUACCUGAACAUUUAAAUGAGCAAUAUUUUUUUUUUUUUUUUGUUUUCUAGAUCUUUCAUUUCUUGAGUUUAAUUAUUAAAUUCAGGGUAAUUUGAUUCAUUGAGGAGACAAUUUCAUGGAUUUUGGUAAAGUUGAUAUUCCAUGGUUUUAAUAUAUCUCUGGAACAAAAUGUGUGUAUGGUUUUAAGUAUUCUCAGAAACACAUCAUCCUGAGAUUUACAUAGCAAAAUAUUUGUUUUAACUGUAUAAAAGUAAUUCAGAAUAUGAUAACUGAGUAGUAGUAUGAACCGGGCAAUUAUUUCAAAUACGCAUUGAAUCUUUAACAUGACAAUAUAAUACUCUUAUCAUCUAUUUUAAGAGGUAUUAGUAGAAGUAUUUAUUUUAAGAGGUACCAAUAGAGGUAUUUUACUUACUCUACUUGACUAGAGUACCGGUACUAUAAAAAUGCCUGUAAUGCAACACAUGUUGUUUUGCUUAUAAAUCAGUCAGAAUCAGUGCAGUAAACUUAUGCCAAAUCAGUAUGCUUACUAUAGAGACCAUGUUGAACCAACUACGUCAUUACAGUUUUAAUUAAAAAAAAAUAAUUUCUCACUUACAAAAACAUUUUUGCUUGUGUUACAGAGGGGAUUAUAUUAUGAAUAUAUAUAUUUAAAAUUUAUGGAAACCUUGUUAAAAAUUGAUGGUCUUCCCCUUUUAGUUAAUUAUUGCUGAGUGUGUUAUAAAGUUUAUAAAUAUUACUGAGACCUUUAUACUGCGAUUGCUGCAAAGGGGGGGGGGGGGGGAUAAUAUAUAAGGUUCACACGGGUGUUGUCUCAAUUCUUGGGUAUAUUUUCGCGACCAUGAAAUCAUGACAACUAUUUUAGAACAAUUUUGUAUACCAAAUCUGAUGUAUAUAUAUUCGCCAUUAUCAUCAUUGUGUAUAUUCAUGAAAUAAUGUAGAUAUGGUCAGUCAGACAUUGAUUAGAUUUUCCCCAUCCCCAGCAAAUCAAAUAAUAGUGUAAAUCAUAUAGCUAAAAGCUUUGUUCACUUUAUUAAAGUUUGUAUUAUUAAAGUGUUGGUACUUUGUGUACUCUCUGUUUUGUAUUGUCUAUUAAACACUUAUAAGAUAAUCAAUAUUAAUAACUUGAACCAAGUAUAGAACAUACAAGUUUGUACAGUGUAAAACCAAAAAUGAAACCUCGAACAAUCCAGAUUAAAUAUUGAAUUCAACAUUUUGCAAAAUAUUUUGGUUCGAAAAUAUUUAGUUCUAUUUAAUUUAAGUUGUGGCAAUAUUUUGAUGUCAAUCUGCCAUCUUUUAUCUCCCUAAGACAAAAAAUAAUGGUGCUAUCUUUUUCAUAAAGCUGGCCCAUUUUUCAUCAAGUUCUUUCUGUUUUACCAAGAUGUGCUUAAUUAUAUAAUUACAACAGUCUUUACAUUAAAAAAAUACAUAUUUUGAACUUUUGGUAUUAAUUUAAUUAAUUUUACUACAUAUUUUGGAUUACAAUAUGCCAAAAUAUAAAAGAUAUCUAACUAAGAAUCAAUGGUAUGUGUAAUGUACAUCAAUGUUAUUGAUAAGAUAAAAUAACCUUGAUAUAAGUAUCUGUUUAUAAAAUUUCAGCCGACAAAGAAUCGAAUGUGGUACAGGUAAUCACAUUAUUUUUCAGUAAGUAUUUAUGUCAGAUACCCCCAAAUUUCUUUAUUAAUAGGAUAUAUCAUAUUUAAAGAUGGGGAACAAUAAUUUAUAACUUGAUGGACAUGAUAUAAUAAGGAGGUACUAGCCUACUGAAUAUCUUAUUUUGUAAAUAGAGUGAAAUGUAUUUUAAUUAUAUUGUAAAUAUAUUUUUUUAUGUUUAAUUGUAUUAUUUGAUUAUUAUGAACAUGUCUUUCAUAUUUUGUCUUAUAUGACAUAUUUUUGCAUUUGAUUAUAUUUUAUAUAUGUACAGUAUUAUCGUUGUUUACACUAGGUCACAUAUACUGUUAGGUUUUUAGUAUAAACUAUAGGUUUUAAAUGCUCAUAAAUCAUUCUUUUUUAGAAAAUGAAAAUCAUUUAUAAUUUUCUCUAUAAAUAAGCUCAAUUCCAGUAGCUCAUUGAUCCUAUAUGGUGGCCAGAAUCCAAAAUGAUGGCAGCAAUUGGCACAAAAAGUAUUCUUUCAAUACCAAUAACAAUAUAUACCUGUCAUAUGUCGUUUCAGGGGUUUUGGGGGACACAGAACAUAAAUAUGCCAUUUCCAAGCUGAUAGGACUAAUGGGAAUGUAGAUAGCAUAAAAAAGUUGAGCAUUUUCAUGACUACUUCAGACAUACAUAUGUAAUAACAACAACCAUAAAUUGUUCCAGACAUCAAUGUGUCUUAUACUAAUAAUACAUUAUAAUGCACUAUAUAAUAAUGUAUUUCGCUGUAUGAUAUGGGAAUCUCAGAAAACACACGUCAAGAUUCUGAGUGUUUUGAGUUGUCUUGACACUUGAUUUCUAAGAUUUCCAUAUCAUACAGCGAAAUACAUUAUUAUAUAGUGCAUUAUAAUGUGUUAUUAAACAUCGUCAACAUUGUUCCCCAAGAAAUGAUCACGGAUCUGGGGGUUGUGCUCCUGACUAAUAUUAAGUUUCUCCUCAGUAUGUACAGUUUGGCACAAAUCUUAAGUUUUAAUUUAAAGAAUCUCUCUUAUGAUUAACAAUGCACAGGAAGUGUGCUUUCACAAUCUUACACAGAACGCAGCUAGGAUUUUACCUUUAUCAGUAUCAAAAUUCCUACUUAUUUCAACGUAAAAUUAGUGUAUUGAAUAUAGCAUUGCUCUACAUGUUAUUUUAAUGUAUUAAAUGAAUAUAUUUUAUUAAUAUAUUGUGUGUAUAUUGUUCAUAUUUAUUAAAUAUUUA